AGCCCGUCGUCCUCCCGACGACCGGCUGGGUUGUAGAUCGACGCUUACCGGCAUUAGUUCUGUAUCAUCAAAGACAUCUCCAAGAACAUCGAAGCACAUACACAGCCACGUGUAUAAAUCUCUAACCGUUCAAUCUAGUAACUCGAUCAUCGCGUCGAACGUGGAUCGAUAAAAGCCCCCGCCAAAAAGUGCUUUUGUCAAUCCUUUUGUCACGUAGACUUAUAUAACUCGGCGGCGUCGGUAGCCGUAUAUGCACUCUCCAUUUUAACUCUAGCAUUCAGUACUCACCGAAAAGUGGUUUUACGAGCAGUUUUCCACCUCGGACCACCCCGUAAAACCGCUUUCCGAUGUUACUAUACGUUUGCUAAGGUGUAACUUCUCUCUCCAGGAUUCUCUCUCUCUCUCUGCAUGGUACCUAUAUAUAUAUAUCGUUCUCUAUAUGUAAAUAAAGUAAUUCUUCCCUCGCUUGGUCGUUCGCUAUCUCGUUGAAGCUCUCUCUCUCUCUCUGGCGUGAAAAAUCGGAUAAAGAUGAAAUUGUUGCAGUGAAAACGCUAAGAGAUGGCGUUUCACAAUCAUCUCUCGCAUGAGAUGGCGCUGCAGCAUUUCACAGAGCAGCAUUUGGGGGAAAAUACAGCGGUUUUAAGGAGUAUGAUACCGGAACAACUAGGACAGACUUCGUCGGAUGGGGCCGUAGGAACUGGGAGAGAACAAAAGGAUAUACAGAGAUUGAUGAUGGAGACGGCGGGGAAGCCACAGCAGCAACAACCACAACCAACACAGCUAGGUGGUGGAGGAGGUGGAGGUGGACCGACGUGGCUAAACAGCGCAAUUCUCCGGCAGCAGAACCAGUAUGUUGAUGGAAGUUUUCUACACUUACAGACCAAUUCAGACUCGGCGACAUCUGCCGCUUCGAACCAGUGGCUACCAAGGCCGAUUCUUCAACGGAACACUAGCGAUGUCGGUGGCGGUGACGAUAUCCCGGUGUCAAGCGACUCGAUGAUUGCCGCCGCGAUGUCGCACGGUUCAGCUGAUUUGAACACUAAUAAUGACAAUAGAAACAGUGGUAGCAACCAAAAUCAAGGGAACAAUAGCGGUGGUGGAGAGUUGGCCGAGAGCGAAGCUGGCGGUGGAGGGGACGGCGUUGGUACUUGGCAGAAUGCAAGGUAUAAAGCUGAUAUUUUGGCGCAUCCGCUUUACGAGCAGUUGCUUUCGGCGCACGUUGCGUGCCUGCGCAUUGCGACUCCAGUCGAUCAGUUGCCAAGGAUUGAUGCGCAGCUUGCGCAGUCGCAGCAUGUCGUCGCCAAGUAUUCAGUGCUUGGACAUGGUAAUCAGCAACUUGUAGGCGACGAUAAGGAGCUUGAUCAGUUUAUGACACAUUAUGUUUUACUGCUGUGUUCCUUCAAAGAACAACUGCAGCAGCAUGUUCGUGUCCAUGCAAUGGAAGCAGUAAUGGCUUGCUGGGAGAUUGAGCAGUCUCUACAAAGCCUAACAGGCGUCUCGCCAGGUGAAGGCACAGGUGCAACAAUGUCAGACGAUGAUGAUGACCAGGCAGAUAGUGAUCCCAACUUGUUUGAUGGAGGUUUGGAUGGGCCAGACAGCAUGGGUUUUGGUCCUCUUAUUCCAACCGAGAGUGAGAGGUCCUUGAUGGAGCGUGUCAGGCAAGAGCUGAAGCAUGAAUUGAAACAGGGUUACAAGGAGAAAAUUGUGGAUAUAAGGGAGGAGAUUCUACGCAAGAGAAGAGCAGGAAAGCUCCCUGGGGACACCACCUCUCUCUUGAAAGCCUGGUGGCAGUCUCAUUCCAAGUGGCCAUACCCAACGGAGGAGGACAAGGCUAGGUUGGUACAAGAAACAGGCUUGCAAUUAAAGCAGAUUAAUAACUGGUUCAUCAACCAAAGAAAGAGAAACUGGCAUAGUAACCCAUCAUCAUCCACGGCUCUUAAGAGCAAGCGCAAGAGAAGUAAUGCAGGUGAAAACAGUGGUGAACGCUUCAUGUAGAUGAUGUGCCCAGGACCCAAACCUUGAUGAUUCCUCCAUUCUUCGCAAUUCAAUGGGUGGUAAGCAUCAAAAUACAAAGUAAUGCAUAUAAAUGGUACGGAAUAUGGCUGCUGCUUGGCAAAUACUGCAGGGUUCAACAUGGAGGUAUUUGUUUUGCUUUUACAGAAAGGGCUAAUGUAGUGAGGCAGCAAUUAUAUAGUUACAAUUGAUUGGAUUGAACACCAAUCGCUGCCAAUUGACAGGUACGCCUGAAGUCAACUUAGGUAUCUACAAUACAUGUAUCAUUAUUUGCAUUAAGAGGUUCAAGUUUAAGAAUAUAUAUUGGAUCAGAAGCUACCUAGAUCUUUCUCCUUUUUUUCUCCUUUUUUCCCCUCAACUGCAUUGGCAGAUUUAAGAUUUUUAUUUUAUAUAUUUGUGAAUAAGAAAUAUUACAGGCUGUGGGUGUACAGUGCAAUAAUUUCUUGCAUUAUGCUCCUAAGUGUUUUACUA
Messenger RNA from Nelumbo nucifera (sacred lotus), 2484 nucleotides. RefSeq names its product homeobox protein knotted-1-like 3. Gene Ontology annotation, cellular component: nucleus. Lineage: Eukaryota; Viridiplantae; Streptophyta; Magnoliopsida; Proteales; Nelumbonaceae. Gene Ontology annotation, molecular function: DNA binding. Gene Ontology annotation, biological process: regulation of DNA-templated transcription. The record is from RefSeq and is a predicted model, not a curated record.